Messenger RNA from Paramecium primaurelia, 844 nucleotides. NCBI's taxonomy places the organism in Eukaryota, Ciliophora, Oligohymenophorea, Peniculida, Parameciidae. The record is from the annotation of a GenBank genome assembly.
AUGCAAAUUUUACACCAAACAUCACUAAUUCUACUUAAACAACUAUUUGAAUCAUCAUUAUCAUUAUUGUUUGGCAAAUUGCCAUAGGAAUCACAAUUACCACCAUCAACACAUUAAGUUGGCGAAGUUGAAUUAUAUUAAUAAAAUGUACAAAUUUUAGUUUAAUCAGGCUUUUUUUAAAAGAAUUAGCAAAAUGUUACUUUUUAUGUUGGUUUCAAUCCUGGAUCCACAACUUUACUAUCAUUAUUAUUACAAUCGCUAGAACUAAUCUUUUUUAAUUAUGUUUAUUAUUUACGUAAAUGGAACAAUCUCUAAACUAGUAGGGGAUGAAAUAUCUGCACAUGUUCCAUCGCUACAAGUUGUUCCAGUUGAAUAUUUAUAUAAUUAACUUCUCUCUAAAUUUGAUUAAGCUAGACAAUAUGCAAAUUUGAAUGCACUUUAAUUGAAAUCACUAUUUGAAUCCAAACUGUCUGAAGUAGGAAUUGCUAAAACACUGCAAUCUUUAUUAAUUGCAAGUUCACAUUUACUUUAAUCAAUUUUUAUUCUACAAUAGUCACUAGCUUCUUGGAUACUUUUCCAAUAAGAAAAUUUUUAAAUUCUAUUGUAAUUUCGGUUAGAAAUAUUGAAGGGUAAACCAUCUGAAAAAACUGCAGCAUAACACUUUCAAUUAAAAUAUAAGAAUCCUGGUUUAUGGGUUGUAUAUUCUUCUUAACUUGAAGCUGAGAUAAUAUCUUAGCAAGCAGAAAUAGCUUCUCAUGCACUACCUGUCUUAUAAACACAUUUCAUAUAUUCUGCAUAUUGUGUUCCUAAUUUUGAUGAAUCUUUGAUCACCUUUAAUCCCUGA